CGGAGCUCGCGGCGGCCAUGGACGCACUGGCGGCCGCCGCGAGUCCUCGGCGCAUCGUAACGCACGUUAGCGCGUUUAUCCUCCCGGCCGCCCUCGGGGCGCAGGGACUGUUGUCGCCCCCAUUUUACAGAUGAAGGAACGCAAGCUGGGGAAACGCGCCCCCUCGGCCGGCUCCUCCCCCGCGCGCUCCUCCCCGGAACCUGACAGCCCUAGCCCUGCAGCGCUCUCCUGUCGCAGGCAUCUGGCCUGGUUCGUGCCUGGACUCGGCCCCUGCCUGCUCAGUUAUGGCUCCUGUUGGCAUCUGGAGCUGCCCUCCCCCAGUGCCUGCACCUGCAACCCUGGCUCCCAGGUUGUCCCCCUGCCACCUGGCCUGCGAGGCCCAGCCUGGGCUGUCAGGAAUGCUGUGUUUGGCCCCUGCAUGAUGGAUCCAGAAAGAAAGGGCCUGAGCCCCAGCUGCAGAGAGUCUGGCCCUUCCCGGAGCUCGGAGCCCCCUGCCCAGGCCCCAGUUCCAGCCUUGGUCAGAGUGCCCUGGUGCGCCCUCCCCGGCUCAGAACCCAAGGCCACCAGGGCUGGCACGGGCACAAGGGAAACAGCGCUGGACGCUUUGAUCCCAGAGGUCAGAUCCGUCCUCAGCCUCCCGGCCCCACCUUGGCACUGGGAGGGGUGGGGCGGGGCGGGGGCCUGGGCCGAAACCCAGCUCCCUGCCCGCAGAUGGGGCCUGGCACCACCUGGGCAGGGCAAGGGGGCAAAGGCAGGUUCUUCUUGCCAAGCCGCCCGGUCUGCCUCUGCCACCACAGACCCCGGUGCCUCCAUCCUCAGCCGCGGGACAGUGCUGUGGCGUAAAGGGGUGCAGUGUGAAGUGGGGCGGGUGCCAGAGCGCUUUUGAGAAAGGAUCCUGGGGGCCUCUGUCCCAGCCCGGGCGCCAGGUGCCAGGUCUUCCACACUGAGCUGACCCACCUCUGACGGUUUCCUUGGGAAUGGCCAAGCACCCCACACAGGCCCACCGGGAGCUAGGGCUGCACCAAGAACUUCAGGGGUAACAACUCAUUUGAAUCUUUGCCUCAGGGUGCCACUGAAGUCAGGACUCCUAGCACCCCCUGUCCAGAUGGGGAAACUGAGGCCCAGAGAGCCAACACCCU
Molecule: messenger RNA, 1139 nt
Organism: Choloepus didactylus (southern two-toed sloth)
Lineage: Eukaryota; Metazoa; Chordata; Mammalia; Pilosa; Megalonychidae
Exons: 3
Coding region: 131-886 (251 amino acids)
Source: RefSeq, a predicted model, not a curated record